This is a messenger RNA of Bemisia tabaci, 1377 nucleotides long. Its product is annotated as persulfide dioxygenase ETHE1, mitochondrial. Gene Ontology annotation, biological process: hydrogen sulfide metabolic process; glutathione metabolic process. NCBI's taxonomy places the organism in Eukaryota, Metazoa, Arthropoda, Insecta, Hemiptera, Aleyrodidae. Gene Ontology annotation, molecular function: sulfur dioxygenase activity. Gene Ontology annotation, cellular component: mitochondrion. The record is from RefSeq and is a predicted model, not a curated record.
CGAAAGCGACUGACAACUGAUAAACCUCAAGUGGUGAUCUUGAAGAUAAUAUUAAAGGACCAUGAAUCAUAAGCUAAGAAGAUAAAUUCCACUGAUUUUACUAAUUGUGUGUGUUGUGCAAUCAGUUUACAAUGCUGUGUGUCCUUAGAAGAGCAACUUCUCACUCUAGAUCAAUAUUACCCACAAUUUACAGUUUAGUCUCAACAUCUUCUGGCCGGAAAAUGAGUACUCAAAUAUCCUUCUCUCCUGAUUUUCUCUUCAGACAGUUUUUUGACCGAGAAAGUUGUACCUACACUUACCUGCUAGCUGAUGUCAAUUCUAAAGAAGCUGUUCUGAUUGAUCCUGUUUUUGAAUUGGCCGAGCGAGAUUUUCAAAUUUUGAAGGAACUCGACCUGAAGUUAAAAUAUGCCAUGAACACACAUGUUCAUGCAGACCAUGUAACAGGCACAGGAGUUUUGAAGGGAAUGAUUCCUGAGUGUCGUUCUGUGAUUGCAAAGUCUAGUGGAGCCCGAGCAGACAUUUUGGUUGAGCCUGGUAGUUCUGUAGUGUUUGGUCGACACAGUUUAGAAGUGCGCCCAACCCCAGGUCACACAAAUGGAUGUGUUACAUACGUUUCUCAUGAACAAGGUAUCGCAUUCACCGGUGAUACUCUCCUCAUACGAGGUUGUGGAAGAACAGAUUUUCAAGAAGGUUGUCCAAAAAUGUUGUACAACUCAGUACAUUCUCAGAUAUUCACCCUGCCAGACAAUUUUAAAUUAUAUCCUGCUCACGAUUACAAAGGGUUAACGGUCACAACUGUUGGAGAGGAAAAAUUGUACAAUGCUAGACUCACAAAGACAAUGGAUGAAUUUGUCCAAAUUAUGGAAAAUUUAAAUCUAGCUUAUCCCAAAAAAAUUGAUGUCGCUGUACCUUCAAAUCGUGUUUGUGGAAUCCAAGAAAUACUGGGAACUGAAAAAAAUUCUGGAAAUACUUCAUGAGAAAGCGCUUUUUGACCGACUUAUUUAUAUUAAUUUUCAACGAGAACUUUGCUUUCACAUGGUAUCGUAUGAUUUUUGCUGUUAUUUUUCAUCAUUGAACCCAAAAUAAGUUUAUAUUUUUCUUGUCUAUCUGCCUUUUUAUAGUCUAGUGCAAAUAUAUUGCAUCGAUACCGAAGUCAUACUGAUUUUCCUAUAUUCUCAUCGAAGCAAUGAAAAUUGAAUAUGUAUCGCAAUAAUUUUUAAUUUUUGAGUCACUGUUUAUCUAAUCAAAACAAAAAUACUCAAGAUUUCUCAUUGAAAGAGUUGUAAUUAAGUCGCUUAAAGCCAUAUUACUCAACCUGAGUGGCAACAUAUUUAACGCAGAUAAUGAAUCAAAAUCAAAAUUAGUGCGAGGUAAAAA